This is a messenger RNA of Spinacia oleracea (spinach), 468 nucleotides long. RefSeq lists its product as uncharacterized. The record is from RefSeq and is a predicted model, not a curated record. Gene Ontology annotation, molecular function: protein binding. The transcript is spliced from 2 exons. Bases 1 to 468 code for a protein of 155 amino acids. Lineage: Eukaryota; Viridiplantae; Streptophyta; Magnoliopsida; Caryophyllales; Amaranthaceae.
AUGGGAGGAUCAGAUAAUUCUGAAUCUGAUUGGAGGCGGCCACAGAAAUCGAACAAGGCCGCAACAACAUCUGGAUCAAGUGAUCAGCCAAGUUCAGAAACUGCAGUCAUCAAUGGAGAAACACACCUCCCACUUGAAGAUGAAGCCAAUGGAAAAUAUAUGCCAGUCAAACUGUACCGCGCAGCAGCCAAUAAGGAUGAUGCUGAUCAUUUCGUCCAUGUCAUCGAAGAAAUUGCAGCUGAAAAAAGUCUUGAUUUGUCGCAGAUUAUUCAACAAGUUACUCCACUGGGGAAUACGCUACUUCAUGUAGCAGCAAGUCACGGAAAUGAGGAAAGCGUGAACCUGUUGAUCACCGCAUCACCCUUUCUUAUUGCGAAGCAGAACUUUGUAGGUGAUACCGCAUUUCAUCUUGCAGCAAGAGCCGGGCAUCAGCUUGUUAUUACUACACUUCUUCAUGGUGGUCUAUAA